Messenger RNA from Pyrus x bretschneideri (Chinese white pear), 711 nucleotides. RefSeq names its product bidirectional sugar transporter SWEET5-like. The coding region runs from base 1 to 711 and encodes 236 amino acids. Gene Ontology annotation, molecular function: sugar transmembrane transporter activity. Lineage: Eukaryota; Viridiplantae; Streptophyta; Magnoliopsida; Rosales; Rosaceae. The record is from RefSeq and is a predicted model, not a curated record. Gene Ontology annotation, cellular component: membrane. Gene Ontology annotation, biological process: carbohydrate transport. The transcript has 6 exons.
AUGGUGGACACAGGUUUAGUCAGAACGGUUAUUGGCAUUAUCGGAAAUAUCAUCUCUUUGAUCAUGUUUCUCUCCCCAAUACCAACAUUUUAUAGAAUAGUAAAGCAAAAAACAGUAUCAGAUUUCAAGCCGGAUCCCUACGUUGUAACAUUGCUGAAUUGUGCCUUAUGGGUCUUCUACGGCAUGCCCUUUGUCCAUCCUGACAGCAUUCUUGUGGUAUCAAUCAAUGGCGCUGGAGUUGUCAUCGAACUAGUCUACAUUCUCCUCUUCCUCAUCUUUUCUCUAGGCUCACAACGCCUAAAGAUCUUUAAAGCACUUGUGGUUGAAGUUAUCUUCUUUGUUAUUGUGGUUUUGGUUACCAUGUACAUUUUCCAUACAACUAGACACCGGUCUUUGGUAGUUGGAAUCAUCUGCAUUAUCUUCAACAUCCUUAUGUAUUUAUCACCCUUGACAGUCAUGCGUAUGGUGAUCAAGACAAAGAGCGUGAAGUAUAUGCCAUUUUACCUGUCACUUGCCAACUUCUUCAAUGGAGUUGUUUGGCUGGUCUACUCACUCCUUAAAUUCGAUGCCAAUAUUCUGAUUCCAAACGGUUUGGGAACGAUUUCCGGCGCAGUCCAGCUCAUUUUGUACGCCACCUUCUACAGAACCACUCAAUGGGAAGACGACGAUAAUGACAGGCCGCGGUCGGAGGUCCAAGUGUCUAAUGUUUAG